Molecule: messenger RNA, 704 nt
Organism: Vigna angularis (adzuki bean)
Lineage: Eukaryota; Viridiplantae; Streptophyta; Magnoliopsida; Fabales; Fabaceae
Product: 40S ribosomal protein S26-1
Exons: 5
Coding region: 116-505 (129 amino acids)
Biological process (GO): translation
Cellular component (GO): ribosome; cytosolic small ribosomal subunit
Molecular function (GO): structural constituent of ribosome; mRNA binding
Source: RefSeq, a predicted model, not a curated record
GUAAACUUAACCUAAUUAGAAAUUGGCAUAUAAAAGAGGCCGUUCUGCAUCUGUUUCACUCUAGCAGCCGCAGCACUGAGAAACCCUAGAGAGGAACUUGCAGGAACCAUCCACCAUGACGUUCAAGCGCAGGAAUGGAGGUCGCAACAAGCACGGUCGCGGACAUGUCAAAUUCAUUCGUUGCUCCAACUGUGGCAAAUGUUGCCCUAAGGACAAGGCAAUCAAGAGGUUUCUCGUGAGGAACAUUGUUGAGCAGGCUGCAGUCAGAGAUGUGCAGGAGGCUUGUGUCUAUGAGCAAUACACACUUCCCAAACUGUAUGUGAAGAUGCAGUACUGUGUUUCGUGUGCUAUCCACUCUCAUGUUGUUAGGGUUCGAUCCCGCACUGACAGGAGGAAGCGUGAGCCUCCGCAGCGAUUCAUCAGACGCAGGGAUGAUGCACCAAGGCCUGGUCAGCCUGGUCAAGCACCUCGUCCUCCUGUUGCAGGAGCUCCUGUCCGAACCUAAGAGCAAAUACUAAGAAAUGUCUUGAUGUUUUUGCUGAAUUAAUUUUCUUUCUUGGUUAAUUUUGAAAAUCAGUUUUGUGGAGGGAUAUUUUGUUCUAAUUAUCUGCUUUAGUAGUUGGAUAAUAUCUUUCUGGUUAUAACUUCCCGGCGUUUAUGAUAGUGGAACCUGAUAUAUAUGAUGACUUUUAGUAAUUUGAACA